GAUCACACAGCCACCAGAGAUGCAGAUGGUUGUCAUGGAUUCCUCGGGUCCAUUAGUUCCGAGCAGUAUCGGAUCUACAACAAACAAGCACCAUGCAGUUGAUGACAUCGUUCAACCAUCAGCUUGCUCCCUAGUUAUAUCAUACGACAUCACCAAUGUCCGUACGAUAAAAGUUGCCACAGGUUUUGCAAUCCCUGGCCGCGAGUUUCACGGCAGUCCAAUUCCUAAUGACUACGCCAGGGUUGAAGUGUUGACAGUCGUGGAAGGACAUGAGGACGACUUGCUAGACAUCCCCACUACAGAGGGUAUUGAGAAACUUGGACAAGCUAUCAACAAUUUCAUCUUAUGGCCUCGACGGGACAUCAGGUUGGACAAUCCUGUUCCACCAAUCCCAACUUCCAUACUUGAUGAGAGAGGGUUCUCGCAUGCGUGUUCCUCCCCACCAUUACAGAACCAUCCAUCUUCUAUAGACGCCGCAAUCCUGACACCUAACCCAUCCUUUAUUAAGGACAUACCAUCUCAAAACACGUUACCAGCACCAGAACCUAACCAGCCACAAUCAUUUAGUCUCAACCUUACCUCAGAUCCUCUAUCUGGCCCACUAACACCAUUGCCAACAGAAAAUUCAGCACUCCCUAGCCGGAAGGAUGCCUCGUCGGUACCUAUGGGCGCUGAGGGUAAAGUAGCCUCUGUGCCAAGUAUGGUUCUGGACUGUAGUGAUAAGCAAUCACCACUGAUUAUGAAGAAGUGGUUAAAUGGAGCUACAAGGAGACCAGUAAUAGAACAAGCUGCCUCCACCUCGAAAAAGACUAAGCAGAAGCCAACAAAGAACGAUUAUGAGAAUUUCCCCAAAAAAUAUGUGCCUGGUAGGCCUCUACUCCAGUUGAAUGAUCUCAACUGUGCUUCACAUUGGAUGAAGAGGCUGCAUGGUUGGUAUAUGAGAGCAUCUUCGGUUGAGAUCAAUACCUUCAACGUAGUUGUACCACCAGCACUUACAUUUGUGGCUUAUCCAUUCAAGAUCCCACUUGACUUCGAGGACAUUUGGUAUAUGUUUCGCCUCGACAAACUCGAACUACAGCUCAUGAGGAUGUGGUGCCUAAUGCAAAUAACCGACCAGGAGAUGAAGUUUACUGAGAACCCAUUUCUUCACAGGGGGAAAAAGGUUGGGUAUCUAGACCCGUUUAGAAUAAGCGAGGUUGCACACACAGCGGUUAUGGGUCCUGAGAACGACCUAUUUGUGGGCAAGACUGAGGUUGAAAUAUCCCAAAUUAGAGUGGAGGAGCAAGAGAAGCAGGAACAUGCAGUGAUCGCCUACAUAUCAAAUAACUUUCUUGAAUUCCAAGACAGGAGAGUUGUAUGUGCACCAUACUUCCUCAGUAAGCAAACGCAUUGGGUUUGUAUGCACAUUUAUCUUUAUGAUGCACGGGUUUUGGUCCUUGACUCUGCAGAUUUCCCAGAGAAAAGCUUUGAAAAAAUCAGCUAUAUUUUAAAUGAGGCUUAUAAGUCAUAUAAGUCGAAUGGUGGGCCGCAUGAUCCACAAAAAACAAAUAAACCGCUACACAUGCGGUAUGGAUAUCAGCCAUGCUGUAGAGGAAAUUAUACCUUUGCUUUUGCACGGGUUUUGGUCCUUGACUCUGCAGAUUUCCCAGAGAAAAGCUUUGAAAAAAUCAGCUAUAUUUUAAAUGAGGCUUAUAAGUCAUAUAAGUCGAAUGGUGGGCCGCAUGAUCCACAAAAAACAAAUAAACCGCUACACAUGCGGUAUGGAUAUCAGUUGAUGAGGCAUGACUGAUUUUUUUGAAAGAAGUAGCCAUGCUGUAGAGGAAAUUAUACCUUUGCUUUUGGAUCUGUAUGAUAGGGAAAACAGUGUUUCGAAAAAUGUGCACCUCCUGCAGCCUAAAUGAAAAAAUGUUACAAUAUAAAAUAAUAAGAUUAGUUGGCUCACCUCGAUUUUUAUUUUAUCAUGUGAGAACUAAGGAGCUGAAGCUAGGAUUAAAUUCCUUAGACAUAUGAGGCAUUUCAGGUAGAAAAUGUGCAAAUUGCUUCACUGACGUAGUGCUGCUAGUGGAGAUCUUUGGUCUGGUCUGAAACUCUGAAUUCCUUAAUCAUUUUGAGAGCUUUGAGUAUCUGGCUGCAUAUUAAUCAUUGUGUUUUAAAUGGGGCAUAUAAAUGAUUGCUUCACUGAUACUUGCAUUGCAUGAUGCUGCAUCAAAGCCAUAGCCACUGUUGUCCAGAACUAGUUUUAUCCAAUUCCACUUCUCGAUUUGCCUGAAAUGGCGGCUAGUGGAGAUCUUUGGUCAGGUCUGAAACUCUGAAUUCCUUAAUCACUUUGAGAGCUUUUGAGUAUCUGGCUGCAUAUAAAUCAGUGUGUUUUUAAUGGAGCAUAGAUCGAUUGCUUCACUAAUACUUGCAUUGCAUGAUGCUGCAAAGCCAUAGCCACUGUUGUCCAGAACUAGUUUUAUCCAAUUCCACUUCUCGAUUUGCCUGAAAUGGCGAUCAACUUGGUGUGUGGUAUCUUCCAAUUCGAAAUCUAGCAUUUAGAGCUUGGGCACACAUAUGGUGGUGUUGUUGCUUCCAUGCACCUAGAAGUUCUCCUUUAGGUAAUCAACACACCAUUGAAGCAUGAACUCAGUGCUUUCAUCAGUCCAUGUUUUUGAGGCGCCGCCCCACAAUUAACGCCUAGGCGUUUGUGGCGGACGCCAGGCGAUGCCAUAUAAACAUUGUAAGGCGCUGCGGCGAGCACAUACAUACCUUGUUUGUUGCCAAUUCUUGAGCCCAGGUUUCUUUUCCUUUCCAAAGGCUCUUCUACCAUGAAGCAUCCAUCCUCUUUAAGGAAACUGCAUAGAAAAUUACAUAAUUCAGUAAGCAAAAAAGUUAUUAGUUGUUGCUGAGAACUAAAUUGGAAACAAUACACAGGAGAUAAGGACCAAGGAUCAAGAUAACAAAUUAGCAAGUUUUAGUGCAUGCAUAAGCAUUACAAAUAACACCAUAGUUUUUGAAAACAAUUAAGAGUGGGGCUGAAGCUCUUAGCUAGGCAAUCUAGUACUCAGUUCCAAAACUCAAUAGAUAACACAAUGUCUUGCACUUGCUGACCUGCUGCAGUUUUACACAAGGUAUGCCAUCCAUUCUUUACUAAGAAACAAGCUCUUCAAGGCAUAUUUGUUCUGGUACAAACUCCUCAGUGUGAGAAAUGAUGUGGCAAAUCGAGUCUUCGCUGUCCUAACAAACCUGUUUGAGCCCUCAAUGCACUAAGAAGCCUCCUAUGCUUAUAAAUGAAUGUGGUGACACGCCUAGCACGUGCAAUAGGCUUCUUGAAUGCCUUCAAGUUCCCAAUUUCUUCCAACAUCAGAUCACCUUUGCUCACUGUAAAAUUUUGUACAAGGUGGAUGAAGAUCUUGAAUAUGAUCAGUAGCAAUUACAGUUUGUCGCAAUUCAAACCAAAUUAGCGCGCAAUUUUGGAGGUGCCCUGGUUCUGGUUGGGCAAAAUUUGGCUGUAAACCAAUCAGGUCCUUAGUUUUUCCUGUGCCUUCCCUUUUAGAAGCUUUUAAUUAAUCUGUAGUAUCCGUCUCAUAGUCCUGGGAAAAAGUUCAUAAGCAAAGCAGUACUAUACCUUUGCUCAUUGUAAAAUUUUGGACAAGGUGGAUGAAGAUCUUGAAUAUGAUCAGUAGCAAUUACAGUUUGUCGCAAUUGGCGUAUUGCUGAAGUCUCGAAUAUUGGCUCAAUAAAGAUGGAAAUUGGGCCAGGAUAAAGAUUAAUACUGUUUUGUUGGUUGAUCUUGUCCCUGUUGCCUGUAGUUCAAAUUUAUCACUCGAAACAUGCACUUGUUAAUAUUUUUCAGUUC
Messenger RNA from Sorghum bicolor (sorghum), 3838 nucleotides. RefSeq lists its product as uncharacterized. NCBI's taxonomy places the organism in Eukaryota, Viridiplantae, Streptophyta, Magnoliopsida, Poales, Poaceae. The record is from RefSeq and is a predicted model, not a curated record. The transcript has 7 exons. Gene Ontology annotation, biological process: proteolysis. The coding region runs from base 20 to 1789 and encodes 589 amino acids. Gene Ontology annotation, molecular function: cysteine-type peptidase activity.